CUUAAUUCUCCCUUCUCUCUCGACAACAACUUCCACAUUCCACCAGAUAUCCACACUCCGUGACUCAACCAGUACCACAACUACCCGUCACUACUCCCUACCUCUACCAACCGAUCUUAUGACGGACAAUACAGACCAACCCGCCAAGCCAGUUGAAGUUCCAGACGACCACGGACUCACGCCUCGCUCGAGUCCUGGGUCUGGAUGAUUUGCCGGCCUCACUGCUGAGGACAUGAAGCGCCCGAAUCUUGAUGAUUUCACAUUUGACAAAGCCGUCGCGCCUGAGCACCCGACCCCGGCAGCAAUCGCCUUUAUUUCAGACGCUCACCGCACAGUCUCCCCCCUAGGUGGCGUCGUCGAGGAAGUUGAGAUGCUGCGUAAACACACGGACGAGCUCUUUGAAAUGUCCUUGCCUGCGGUCAUUGUUGCCAACCCAGCUGCAAUCUGGACAGAGACCGACAAGGCUGAGACAAUCUAUGGCAUCAAGGCAGACGGUACACCCCAACACCAGUUCUUCCUCGUCUCGUGCAAAGACAUCUCUCGAUAUAUCCCCGGGAUCGGCGACAAGUGCAGCUUCUACAUCACGUCACCCUUCAAGAGACGCGACCCCCCGCUCGUAAGCUCCUCAGCACCGCAGCGAAGUCUUGCGACGCUAUCUUCAUUUAUCUCCUCAACCAAAUGCCCUCAUGCGCUACACAUCUUCGUGGGUGACAACAAUCAUUUCGCCCCGAUUAGCCUGAUGAGAGACGACGGUGAGGAGCACGACUUCUUCGGUCCUCAGCGAAAAAUGAGUCUCUUCCGACGUGUCGAAAAGUCUAGUCAGAUGUCUGCAACACUCCGCGUCAACCAUCGAGCUCAUGGCACUGCCGUCAAUUGGGCUGGGAACUACUUUUACAUCGGCGAAAUGCUGGUGUUCAACAAAGCACCAAGCUCACUCACCAUGUCGAUGAGGAAGUGGUUGGCAGCUGUCUCUGGUGUUCAGAAACCAACCUCGGCAGUGUACGUUUUCGACGUGGAUGAGUCAACUGAGAUAGGGGUGGGCACAUCUUUUGCCAACCUGGUCAACGCGUUGUUCGGACGAGAACUUGUCGCACACAUCUACCGCAAGUCGCCUAUCAGGAACGCAGUCGGCUUCGCUACAGGCCGCCAACCAGUGCGCUUCGGCUCACUCCUGGUGAUUGUCGGUUACUCUGCGCAGAAGAACGAAUGGGAGGGACGUCUUCGCGAACUCUCACCCGCUGGAGUUCCACUCCACCGAGUUAAAGUCCGAACGAUUGAUGACUCUCCCAGCCAUGAAGCUGACAUUGUCAUUUGUGACCUCACUCGCACCGAUAAAGCAGGUUUCCUCGACGACAAAGAGCGACUUACCGUGGUGCACUCGUUCGCAUACACAUCUUGCAGACUUUUUCCGCUACGUUGA
This is a messenger RNA of Ilyonectria robusta, 1420 nucleotides long. RefSeq lists its product as uncharacterized. Gene Ontology annotation, molecular function: 5'-3' DNA helicase activity. Bases 233 to 1420 code for a protein of 395 amino acids. Lineage: Eukaryota; Fungi; Ascomycota; Sordariomycetes; Hypocreales; Nectriaceae. The transcript has 2 exons. The record is from RefSeq and is a predicted model, not a curated record.